This is a messenger RNA of Choloepus didactylus (southern two-toed sloth), 3173 nucleotides long. It is a transcript of the gene GRAMD2A, whose product is annotated as GRAM domain containing 2A. NCBI's taxonomy places the organism in Eukaryota, Metazoa, Chordata, Mammalia, Pilosa, Megalonychidae. Bases 77 to 1033 code for a protein of 318 amino acids. Gene Ontology annotation, biological process: regulation of store-operated calcium entry. The transcript has 12 exons. Gene Ontology annotation, cellular component: organelle membrane contact site; endoplasmic reticulum membrane; extrinsic component of cytoplasmic side of plasma membrane. Gene Ontology annotation, molecular function: phosphatidylinositol-4,5-bisphosphate binding. The record is from RefSeq and is a predicted model, not a curated record.
CUCUCCGGGGCGGUAGGGGGUUCAGCCGGCUCGCCGUCCCGCUGCGCUGUCGGGGUUGCUCCGUGGAGGCGCCGCAAUGACCGCUCUGGGCCGGAGCGAGACCGUCGAGGCAGGCCGUAACCAACAGAUGCACGGCAAGACAACUUCUCCAAAGAGCCCUGUGUCUUGCACAGAGAGAGGAGACAGGGUUCCGGAGCCCCCAGACUACAGUCUGCACUGGCCGGAAGGCUUCAAGAGUGAAGAGAUAAAGAAGUCCAGCCGAGAAGGGACACUACUGAGUAAAUAUGACCAGCAGUACCACAAGCUGUUUAAGGACAUCCCCUUGGAGGAGGUGGUUCUCAAAGUGUGCUCCUGCGCUCUGCAGAGGGACCUCCUUCUCCAGGGCCGGCUCUACAUCUCUCCCAACUGGCUCUGCUUCCAUGCCAGCCUCUUUGGCAAGGAUAUCAAGGUGGUCAUUCCUGUGGUAUCUGUUCAAACGAUCAAAAAACACAAGAUGGCACGGCUCCUCCCCAACGGACUGGCCAUCACCACCAACACCAGCAAGAAGUAUGUCUUUGUGUCACUGCUCUCCAGGGACAGUGUAUAUGACAUGCUGAGGAGGGUCUGUACCCAUCUACAGCCUUCCAGCAAGAAGAGCCUGAGUGUAAGAGAAUUUCCAGAGGCACCUGAGUGCGAGUCUCUGGAAGUCCUCAUCCCUGAGAUGAAGUGGAGAAAAGUGUGCCCUGCCUCCAGAUCCUUGUCUCUCCCGAACAACAUCCCUUGUAUCCCUCGGGCAUCCGUGGAUUCCACAGACAGCUUCUUCCCCAUCCGGAAGCCUCCAGGGUCUGAGCACACUAUUUGUGAGAACAAGCUGGAGGAGGAGCCCAAGAGCAACGAGGAGCUGAGGCUCUGGGAUUACCGGCUCCUUAAGGUCUUCUUUGUGCUGAUCUGCUUCCUGGUCUUGUCCUCAUCCUACCUGGCAUUUCGCAUCUCCCAACUGGAACAGCAGUUGUGCUCCCUGAACUGGGAUGGCCCAGUCCCUGGGCACAGGUAACAGCCACUUGGUCUUUGUCCCCACCCCUUCUCCAAGAAGAAUGCUCUGGGUGCCAAGGUUCCACCAAUGAUCCCUUGGUUUAAUGCUGCUGCUCUGCUGAGACUCAGUAUGAAGGAAAAUACUCCAGAUGCUUCCUCCUACUCUCCCCAAGUUUUCUCCCUUCUCCAAUGAGUGAUCUGAAAACCUGUUUACCAAGAAACUGGCUUCUAAAAUUCUUGGAUUCAAACAAAAGUCAGAUUUUGGACCCAGCUGUGGGAUUCUGGACACUAAACUUUAGCAAUCACUUAAAUGGAAAAAAAAAAAUUAACUUGUUCCUUGGAAACAGUCCUGGUACACAGGGCAGAGCUCGGGGGGCCACCCCAAGAGACAAAGGCCAUGCUUUGAUGCCAGGAAUGAGGCUCCCUGACUCACAUGGUUCACUGAGGGCUGAAUGGAGGGAGGUGGAAGGCAAGCUAUGAACACUGACAGGAGGGCUCCUGGCAGGUUUCCAACAAGAGCUGACUUCAUGCUCUAGGUUUAAGGCUCUGUGCUGACCCCUCAUGAGGAGGCUGGCUGAACCUGGGAGGAUGCUGCCUGCAGCAGGGGAUAAUGGCAAGGGCUAGAAAGAACGAGAGGUUCCAGAACUCUGUGUCCUUGGCUGCCACUUCCUGGUGAGACAGGCAGAGCAUGGCCUUUGAUCACUGUGGGUCACAGACCUGGUACUGGAUCUUCCCCUGGUUUGCUCAAAUGUUUCUGUGGUGCCCAGGCCCUGGAAUUAGGGGAUGGAAAGAGUGGGCAGGGUGGUGGCUUUGACUUGCUUUUGUACCCUGGAUCUCAGGCAUGCCCAACAGCACCCUGCCAGGAAGCUUGGCUUGCCUGGGCAGCCAGGCGCAAUGGUGUUAAGCCACUAAGGGCAGAGCUUCUCAUGUCACCUGCAGUCAGAGUCUUGCAGGUCAUGGAGGAGGGUCCUACACUCCACAGGCUCUUUUCUCUACAAGUAAGGUGGACGUGUCCCAGGUGGGCCUGGUGUAGUGCAGGGAUCAGGCCAGCAGGGGUCUGUCUGAUACCCUUGGGGGAAAGAAAGGUAGAGGAUAACGGUGUUCGUGGUGGUAGCUUUGACUUAGAGAGUUCUCCUUCCCUGUCAAGGCCUUCUUUAUUCUAAAAAGUGUUUCUGUGCCCCAGAACUCUGAUCUGUUCUCCCUGGGACACCAUCUGCUAAGACAGUGCCUUUGGAGGUUCACAAGGGGCCUUAGUGAGGAGGUCCAGAGGUUUCAGGAAAAGUUCACUGGUAGUGAGGGGUGUGUGUGGCAUCAGAAAUAGCCACUGUUCACUCCCUUUUCAGACAGAGGAAUGAUUAAUCAGGGAAGAAAUGCAGGUGGAAAUCAUUUACUGUGGACUCAUGAUUGUCCUGUUUAUGACAAACCCGAAUGAGGAUUGGAGGUGACAACUCUUCAGUGACCUAAGCUCAGACUGGAGGUCUCUUCAUUGUCUCCCCAUCCUGGGUUUUAGGAUUAAGUUUAAAGACUGGCCUUGUGGGUUGCUAACAUCUAAUUUGUACGUCUGAAGUGAAACUCACUUUUCUCUUUCUCCCUGACGUGCCACACUGGAUGGAUAUCCAUCCUUUUUUUUUAGAACCAGCCCCCUUCGUCACUCCUUUCCAUCAUAAUUUCAGGGAAAUAAUCCUUCUUGCCCCAAUAUUUCCCCUCCCUGGUCCUUGCUGAAAAGCAGGGAGAACAAAUCAUUCCUCUGAGCCUUGCUAGGUUGAGCCAGAGGCCAUGAGAAGUGCUAAGUCAUGGGCAGCUGUGCUACGAUGCUGGUGAACUUGGUUUCCAGCCCAUCUCCAGGCUAAGAAAGGGUGAGAGGUUUGCUGUAGAGUAGGUGGUUUUGAAGGACCUCUUGGGGCCCAGGACUUUGAGUGAGUGUAUUCUUCUGGAGGGUCCUCUUGCAGUUCCUCCCUUUUGUCCCCCCAGCCCGGUCCUCUGGGGACCAGUGUUUCUUCUUUUGUGCUCAUUUAUAAACUAUAUAUAUUUAUACAGAACUGCUUGCAUUGGCUGAUGAUCUUCUAAUUCCCUGAGAGUUUGAUUCAACCACCCUUGGGUUGUUCCAGUAUGGCAUUAGCCUGUGAAAAUAUUUUUAAAUAAAAAUUUUGAUUUUUCUAGUG